Molecule: messenger RNA, 1678 nt
Organism: Prunus avium (sweet cherry)
Lineage: Eukaryota; Viridiplantae; Streptophyta; Magnoliopsida; Rosales; Rosaceae
Source: RefSeq, a predicted model, not a curated record
UAUAAUCCACGCCAACCUCUCCUCGCUUCCUUCGUCCCCAAAAAUCCCCAACUCUCUCUCUCUGCGGAUCUCCCCUCUAUCUACUCCUCCAAGGCUUGGACUCCUCGCCGAGAGCAAAAUGACGAAAUUACCCCUCGUCCCUCUCGUCAUCGCCGCCCUGGUGGCGGCGCUGGUGUCCCCGACCGCCGCGGAGAUCAAGAGCCUCACGAUCUCCUCCGACAACCGCCCCAUGAUCCUCUUCGAGAAGUUCGGGUUCACCCACAGCGGUCACGUGACCAUCCGGCUCUCUCACGUGUCCGUCACCUCCAAGCUCAGCAACAUCGACAUCGACCCGUCGCGCCUAGGCUUCUUCCUCCUCUCCGAAGAGUCCCUCCUGCAAGUCCUCGUCGAGAUCCAGCAGAACCCUCAGCUCUGCGUUUUGGAUUCGCGCUACAUAACCCAUCUCUUCAAUUUCAGAGAGCUCUCGCCGUCGCCUCUCUCCUCGCUCAACAAGUCGUACCCGGUCUCUGCUCCGAACGAGUACAGCCUCUUCUUCGCCAAUUGCGCUCCGGAGACCACCGUUUCCAUGCUUGUACGGACGGAAGUCUACAAUCUCGACCCAGAUGGUGCGUUUGACUAUUUGUCGGCCGGGUUGACCCAUCUUCCUUCUCUGUUCUUCGUUUUCUUUUUGGCCUAUUUGGUGUUUGUGGGCUUCUGGGUCUACCUCUGUUUCACCAACAAGAGAUCCGUGCACCGGAUCCAUCUUUUGAUGGGUGGGCUGCUUCUGAUGAAGGCGUUGAAUCUGAUUUCCGCGGCGGAGGACAAGCACUAUGUCAAGGUCACCGGUACCGCCCACGGAUGGGAUGUGUUGUUCUACAUCUUCCAGUUCCUCCGUGUCGUUUUGUUGUUUACGGUGAUCGUUUUGAUCGGGACCGGGUGGUCGUUUUUGAAGCCCUUCUUGCAGGAGAAGGAGAAGAAGGUGUUGAUGAUUGUGAUCCCUCUGCAGGUCUUGGCCAACGUGGCGUCCGUUGUGAUUGGGGAAACUGGGCCGUUUAUCAAGGACUGGGUCACAUGGAACCAGGUGUUUUUGUUGGUUGAUAUCAUUUGCUGCUGUGCUAUCAUAUUCCCCAUCGUUUGGUCCAUUAGGUCUCUCAGAGAGACGUCGAAAACCGACGGAAAAGCUGCAAGAAACUUGGCCAAGUUGACCCUUUUCAGGCAAUUUUACAUUGUCGUUAUUGGGUACUUGUAUUUCACAAGAAUCGUAGUUUUCGCGCUUAAGACCAUUGCAGCUUAUAAGUACCAGUGGGUGAGCAAUGCGGCUGAGGAGAGUGCAAGUCUAGUGUUUUACAUGGUCAUGUUCUAUAUGUUUAGGCCGGUGGAGAGGAACGAGUACUUUAUUCUUGACGAGGAGGAAGAAGAGGCUGCUGAGAUGGCUCUUAGGGACGAGGAGUUUGAGCUUUGAAUUGGGUAGUGUUCAUUUUUUGCUGCCCAUCUAUAUUUGACUAUGUUGCUGCUGAUGCUGCCCGUGCAAUAUUUUGAGUUCCGCUUAUCGGAUUUACUGAUAGAAUUAAUGAUGGGUCAGGUCUGCUGCUCCUACUCUGUUGCCUCUUUUGUUUUCCUUUCAAUUGUAUUAUUGUUCUUUUACAUGUUAUAAGAAGUUUUCUGUUUUAAGAUACUCUGCCUCGUAGUUUUUGUUUGA